Messenger RNA from Miscanthus lutarioriparius, 741 nucleotides. The record is from the annotation of a GenBank genome assembly. Lineage: Eukaryota; Viridiplantae; Streptophyta; Magnoliopsida; Poales; Poaceae.
AUGCCGCCGCCGCCGCCGCCGCCGCCGCUCCUCGAGGCGCGGGACUACCUCGGCGCUGGCGCCACCUCGUCGUGCUGCUCGUCGUCCUGCUCCUCCGGCGGCGAUGGCGCGGGACCGCACCUCGCGCUGCGGCUCGGGCUCCCGGGGUCCGACUCCCCCGGCCGCGGCGCGGAGGCGGAGCACGCCCACGUCGACGCCGCGCUCACCCUCGGUCCCGCCCCCGCGCCUCCCAGGGGAGGCGCCAAGCGCGGGUUCGCCGACUCCCUCGACCGGUCCGCGAAGCGGGACGGUGAUGCUGCUGGGGGCGUCACGGGGGAGGAGAAGGGGGCAGCUGCACCCGCUGCCGGAGCUGCGCCGGCUGCCAAGGCACAAGUUGUUGGAUGGCCGCCAGUUAGGAGCUACCGAAAGAAUACACUAGCUGCGAGUGCCACAAAGACAAAGGGGGAAGAUGAAGGUAGGAGUGAGGCGGGAUGCUGUUAUGUUAAGGUCAGCAUGGAUGGAGCCCCAUACCUAAGGAAGGUGGACCUCAAGACCUAUUCAAGCUAUGAGGAUCUCUCGCUUGGUCUGGAGAAGAUGUUCAGCUGCUUCAUCACUGGCCAAAGCAGUUCACGCAAGACAUCAAGAAGGGAGAGGUUUACUGAUGGUUCUAGGGCUGAUGCCCUUCAGGACCAAGAAUAUGUCCUUACUUACGAAGAUAAAGAUGCUGACUGGAUGCUCGUUGGUGAUCUGCCCUGGGAGUGA